Phytophthora nicotianae INRA-310 is the source of this 838-nucleotide messenger RNA. RefSeq lists its product as hypothetical. Gene Ontology annotation, biological process: protein homooligomerization. NCBI's taxonomy places the organism in Eukaryota, Oomycota, Peronosporomycetes, Peronosporales, Peronosporaceae. Bases 19 to 759 code for a protein of 246 amino acids. The record is from RefSeq and is a predicted model, not a curated record. The transcript is spliced from 4 exons.
UACCCAUCAUAGCCGCUCAUGGCACGCGCUACUUUGUUACACUGCUACUUUUUUUUUUUGUAUCUGCUUUUGAUGUUGUCUCGCGAGAGGUUGCGGCGUGAACUGGAGCGCGAGUGGGCAUUGAUCGAGAGCGCGGAAAAGAAGCUCGUGGGGGAGAAGAAGAAGGUGGUGACCGAGUGGGUGAGUGUCGAGGACGCUCAGCGAGAAUACGACGCUAAACGUGAUGAAUUCGAGAAGAACGUGAGCAAACAUUUUAGUUUUUUGCCUGAUGACACAGUGAUAGUUUUCAACGUGGGUGGACAGCUGUUCAAGUCGACUGUGAAAGUUUGGACUCGGGAUCGCUUCUCGAUACUUGCCCAUCUUUGCACGAAAUCUCCGCAACUCCGCCCCGACAAGGAUGGAUCGUUCUUCUUUGACCGAGAUUUCUGGGUAUUUCAGUUUAUUCACGUAUUUCUGCGAGAUAAUAAGCUGCCGGAUGCCGUCGAGGAAUUACGGGAGCUGUACUGUGAGGCCAGUUUCUACCGGUUGGGCCUACUUCGACACGCCAUCGAAGCUCGGAUGAUUGGGGAGGAUGCCAUGGCAGCCAACGUAUUGCAACUACGACCUGGUAAUGCAAUAAACUUACCUGCUGCGGCUGUAGUGGAGGAGAAGGAUGGUAAGUCUGCUUCACCGGUAACUGAAAGCUCGAAAUUGAAAAUUCCGAGCAAAUACAGCGAGCUGCCUGACCCGUUUGGGUUUACUUCGAAAAAGCAACGUUGAAGCUCGGAGAAACGACACAAUAAUAUCUUACACUACUGAACGAUUAUCUCGGUCGGUCAUUCUGCGUUCAUAUACCGGG